Molecule: messenger RNA, 1022 nt
Organism: Agrilus planipennis (emerald ash borer)
Lineage: Eukaryota; Metazoa; Arthropoda; Insecta; Coleoptera; Buprestidae
Product: cytidine deaminase-like
Exons: 2
Coding region: 144-584 (146 amino acids)
Cellular component (GO): cytosol
Molecular function (GO): cytidine deaminase activity; zinc ion binding
Source: RefSeq, a predicted model, not a curated record
AUUCAAUUACUAUAUAUUAUUUUCUAUAAGCGAUACUGCGAAAAUAGAUUCGCUGAUUUGUGUAGUUACAUAAAUUAUAUUUAAUGCAAUUACUUAAUUCAUAAUACUCAUUUUACGUGUCUAUUAGUGCAACUAAAGUAAAAAUGCAAUCGCUGAAAGUGGUAGAAUUCGAUAAAUUAGAUACUACUAUACAAGAACUUCUUCGUGAAGCUACCAAGGCACGCGAGUUUGCUUAUUGUCCCUACAGUAACUUUUCGGUAGGAGCAUGUUUGCAAUGCGAAGAUGGGACUUUAUAUAGAGGAUGUAAUGUCGAAAAUGCGGCAUACCCAGCUGGUAUUUGCGCAGAACGAACCGCAUUCGUAAAAGCAAUAAGCGAAGGCAAAAGUAAAUUUAAGUCACUUGCGGUUAUUGCGAACCAAGAAAAAUUUAUUACCCCACCUUGUGGAAUUUGUCGUCAAUUCAUGAGCGAAUUUGAUGAUAUUACCGUUUACCUGGCAAAACCCACACUUGAAAGUGCUACCGUACUUAAAUUAAGUGAGCUUUUACCCUUCCAAUUCCAGUUGAACUCUGACUUUACUUUUUAAGUACUUCUUGUUUUAAUUAUAUGGAAGACAAAACUCCAAACAUUUAAAAGUAAAUUAAAUGAAUAUUAUAAUUCUAAUUGUAGGGAUGUAAUCCCCUCUUAAAACGCAUUUAUUGAAUAACAAACAAUUUCAAUUUUUAUACUAUAAAAUAAAGUUAUUAAUAUUCUGUUUAUUUUAUUGAAUAUUGAGUUGUUUUAACUUAAUUAAAUGUAAUAGUAUUCACAACAAUAAGUCAAAAGGUGAGUGAGAGUACUUUUCUACACAACAUAAAAAAUCUUUUGAGAACAAUUUGUUUAAUCAUUAAAUAAAAAUAAUUUAAUGUUAAAAAUCGUUUGAAAAACGUUUUGAUUCUAAUUGUUUAUAUUGCCCUUUAAACCAUUGACAUCAGUGUUAGCUGAAAGCACUCAUAUUUUUUUAAUAUAUAUAAUUAAAAAAAGA